This is a messenger RNA of Chara braunii, 2044 nucleotides long. The record is from the annotation of a GenBank genome assembly. NCBI's taxonomy places the organism in Eukaryota, Viridiplantae, Streptophyta, Charophyceae, Charales, Characeae.
UUGCGGAAGCUCCAUAUAUAUUUGCGACGAAGGAUUUUAAAAACCAACUCCUGCGUGACGCGGCCGGGAGGGUCCCGCGUUGCCCUGGUGCGGUGCCGGACCGAUGCGCUCGACACCGCCUACCGGCCAAGGCAUUGGCGGUUGUCCAGCGUUUGUCAAAGGUUGGACCCCCACCAAUGGUUCUACUGGCAGGUCGAAACUGUAUCGCGACAAGCUGUGGACUCUCGACUGGGUCGGUGUGGCCGGCAAGGCCAGGUGUGUCGCUGCUGUGUUUUUGACGGAGGACGAAGGGGCGACCGGGUACUGUUGUGGUGGCAUCAUCACGUCUCAAAGUGACAAGGCCACGGCGGAGAAGGGCAAGGUCGACGAGCGAGAGUUGAGAAAAUUCUUCCUCACUUCGGUGUACGAUGAGCACGGUACCGACUUGGACAAGACUGACCACAAGGUCAGCCUCGACCUCGCUCUGUUCAAGGGGUAUGGUCAGAAGGUAUUCGCUAUGAAAGCCUUCGGCAGCAAGCGAGAUGGGAAUGCGUUGAGGAUGCUCUUACCCAUUGAAUUCCUCAGCAAGACCAACGGUUAUAGAAAAAAUGGUCAAUUCCCGACGGUCACCGCUGGUCACCAGCUCACGUUACCUAUUGUCCCGUUCGACGCUCCUGCCGAAAGUCUCGUAGGCUUAUCAGCGUGCUCUAACGAUCGCCGACAGGUUGUAUCGACACAACAACAACCUGUCGGCGGGAAGGAGACAAUUAUUACUUACCAGAGGCGUUUGGCCGGUGGGUCAUCGGGAAACAUUCCGAAGAAGAAGGUGGUCGUCGGACCUCCCUCGAAUCUUCUGGUGAGCUCGCGUGCUGGUGCCAGCUCACGCUCGCGGGACACCUCUCAACGUCGAAUGGACGAGGAGUCAAACGAAGAGACGGAGGAUGAUGCACAGGGUCGGCAAGUGCGUUCCCGGUUGAUAGCGACGCCAGGGCACAUCCAGGGCGAAGGCUCUUGCGAUGUGAAUGAGCGGCGACAAAGUGGUGGAGGUGCCGAAGCUCGGGUGAGGGACGAUGGAGAACACGACGAGGAUGAAGGGGAGUGUGGUAGUGGUGAGCGGCGAGAGCACGUUCCGGGAGCGGUUGACCAUAUGGAGUGGGAAAAGGUUGCGGUGAGCGGUGGGGUGGGCGGUGACAGUGUCGGUGGUUCAGAAAUAGAAGACGAGAAAUUGGAAGACAAAGGAGGAGAUGCCGGUGUUUCUGCGGGGCUAACUUCCAAGGGGAAGGGAAAACGCACAGCGCAAUUGUCGUCGACGCCAGCUGCGUCUAAGAAGCAGGCUCGAAGGAAAGAUGUGGACGAAGCUCGGGUCGCCUUGGAUGCAUCUCAAGGGACGCUUGGUGAAGCCGAUGUGAAAUGCAAAUCAAGUGCUCGGGUUCGCAAAACGUCACAACCCAGGAAGCCCGUGCGGCCGUCAAGGCGCCAGAAAUCGGACGACUCCAGCGACGAUGCUGAAGGGGUGGCCCCUCGCUUUCUCUCCCUCCCUGACGACGACGAGCAGGAGACGAAGAAACCUAGUGCGGUCAAUAUGACGCAGUGCUUCUUCCUCGAGUACGACGACGACGGCAAAAAGAGAAGAGACCCGCCGAGGGUGGUCAUUGACGUCGUGCAGGUUCUUCCUAUUCCGGUGGGAGAUCUCGCCUUCAACCAGCGAUCGCUGAACCCGACCAUCGUUGCAGGCAUUGAAGCGGCAAUCGAUGCAUCAACUCGUCCAAGGUCCGAGGAUUAUCCGGCUCCAUGGGAUCCACCAGAGUUGGUGCUGGCUUCGAUUACGCCAUCAAUGGACGAGAACAGCCAAGGGAUACGCGUCCUUCCACAGGACUUCGAUCCCGAUAGGACAGAUGAGUAUUUUUAUUACCCGGUUGCCGGUCAACAUACUUUCCGAAGCUAUGGAAAAAGCAGUGGCGAAGAAAUCUGCAGCAGUGGAGGUGUUCGGCUUUCGGAAUUAUGAUCGUGUGCGGAUCAUAUAUUUCGACGACGACCAUACGAACGGGUACGCGUAUGUUUCGAU